Messenger RNA from Acanthisitta chloris (rifleman), 867 nucleotides. RefSeq names its product neurexin-3-like. The annotation marks the transcript as partial. Lineage: Eukaryota; Metazoa; Chordata; Aves; Passeriformes; Acanthisittidae. The record is from RefSeq and is a predicted model, not a curated record. The transcript is spliced from 4 exons.
GCAAGGGACCUGAAACUCUUUAUGCUGGACAGAAACUCAAUGACAACGAGUGGCACACUGUCCGUGUAGUUCGGCGAGGAAAGAGCCUCAAGCUGAUGGUGGAUGAUGAUGUCGCGGAGGGCACAAUGGUUGGUGAUCAUACCCGCUUGGAGUUCCACAACAUUGAGACAGGGAUCAUGACUGAGAAACGGUACAUCUCUGUCAUCCCCUCCAGCUUCAUCGGCCACCUUCAGAGCCUCAUGUUCAACGGGAUGCUGUACAUUGACCUGUGCAAGAAUGGUGACAUUGACUAUUGCGAGCUGAAGGCACGCUUUGGUCUCCGCAACAUCAUAGCUGACCCUGUGACGUUCAAGACCAAGAGCAGUUACCUGAGCUUGGCCACCUUGCAGGCUUAUACAUCCAUGCACCUCUUCUUUCAGUUCAAGACCACAUCAGCUGAUGGUUUCAUCCUCUUUAACAGUGGUGAUGGCAAUGACUUCAUCGCAGUUGAACUAGUCAAGGGGUAUAUACACUACGUGUUUGACCUUGGAAAUGGACCUAAUGUAAUCAAAGGCAACAGCGAUCGUCCUCUUAAUGACAACCAAUGGCACAAUGUUGUCAUCACUAGAGAUAACAGUAACACACACAGCCUAAAGGUGGACACUAAGGUGGUCACUCAGGUUAUCAAUGGAGCCAAAAAUCUAGAUCUUAAAGGUGAUCUCUACAUUGCUGGCCUAGCUCAAGGCAUGUAUAGCAACCUCCCAAAGCUUGUGGCCUCACGUGAUGGAUUUCAGGGCUGUCUGGCAUCUGUGGACUUGAAUGGGCGUCUGCCUGAUCUUAUCAACGAUGCUCUGCAUCGCAGCGGGCAAAUUGAGCGUGGAUGUGAAG